Messenger RNA from Guyanagaster necrorhizus, 351 nucleotides. RefSeq lists its product as uncharacterized. Lineage: Eukaryota; Fungi; Basidiomycota; Agaricomycetes; Agaricales; Physalacriaceae. The transcript has a single exon. The annotation marks the transcript as partial. The record is from RefSeq and is a predicted model, not a curated record.
ACAGAUAAUAAAUAUAAGAAUAUAGAGAAAGUAUUUCUAGCUAUUAUAGCUGGAUAUGCAGAUGAGGAGAUGGCAAAAUGCAUUAGAGCAGUUGUUAACUUCAUAUACUAUACAUACUAUAAAGAGUAUACAACUGAGUUAUUGAAAAAACUGGAAGAUUUGUGGUAUACCUUUUAUAAAUAUAAAAUCUUUAUUGACCAGAGAAUAUGUGAUUACUUCAAUAUUCUAAAAAUUCAUUUCAUACACCACUAUACUUCAAUGAUAUACUCACAUGGCUCUACAGGUGGUGUCAUGAUUUUAGCCCCUAAAUCAUGCCUAGCUGCUUUGGCUUGUGACUUGAUCAGAAACUGA